AUGGCGACGAACACUUCUUGGUAUCUAGCCCUACUAGCGGCAUUAGGCGCCGUCCUGGCAGCCAACCUCUCCCACCUCCGCGCCAUCCCCUUCCCCCGGUGGCGGCGAGUCGGAUCGCUUUUCGCCCGUCGGCCCAGGGGCCUCGAGACGGCGCCCGAGGCGGCUCCGCACGGUGCGGCGGCGGCGGCGGCGGCGGCGCCGCCCCUCAUCCUGCUCGUGCUGGGGGCGCCGGGGGUGGGCAAGGGCACGGCGUCGGCGGCGCUGCGCGCGGCGCUGCCGGGGGCGACGCACCUGUCGUACGGGGACCUGGCGCGGUACCACGACGGGAUCCCGGGGUCGUGGGUGAGCAGCUUCCCGCGGCGCGCGGGCGCGCGGGGCGGCCCGUUGCUGCCGGCGCGCGCCGGCGCCCGCCUCGUCUGCGACGCCGUCCGCGCCGGCGUCGCCCGCGGCCAGGCCGUCUGGGUCGUCGACGGCUUCCCCCGCUCCCGCGACCACGUCGCCGCCUGGGCCGCCGCCCGCCUCCCGCCGCCCGCCUGCGCGCUCUACCUCCACUGCCCGCCCGAGACCUCGUGCGCGCGCGUCCGCGGCCGCGCGGGCGCCUCCGGCCGCCCCGACGACGCCGACCCCGCCGGCGUGCGCGAGCGCGUCGCCCGCGCCCGCGCCGACAGCGAGGCGAUGCUGCGCGCGCUCGAGGACGCCGACGUGCCCGUCGUCUGGGUCGACGCCGCCAGGGACCUCGACGCGGUCACCCGGGAGCUCGCGAAGGAGAAGUGGGAGGCGGAACACCCGUUCGCUUCGCUGCCUCCGGACUACAUCACGGCGUAG
Durotheca rogersii is the source of this 825-nucleotide messenger RNA. Its product is annotated as P-loop containing nucleoside triphosphate hydrolase protein. NCBI's taxonomy places the organism in Eukaryota, Fungi, Ascomycota, Sordariomycetes, Xylariales, Xylariaceae. The transcript has 2 exons. Gene Ontology annotation, biological process: nucleoside triphosphate biosynthetic process. Bases 1 to 825 code for a protein of 274 amino acids. Gene Ontology annotation, molecular function: ATP binding; AMP kinase activity; nucleoside diphosphate kinase activity. Gene Ontology annotation, cellular component: cytoplasm. The record is from RefSeq and is a predicted model, not a curated record.